Messenger RNA from Fusarium tjaetaba, 270 nucleotides. RefSeq lists its product as uncharacterized. The record is from RefSeq and is a predicted model, not a curated record. The transcript has a single exon. The coding region runs from base 1 to 270 and encodes 89 amino acids. Lineage: Eukaryota; Fungi; Ascomycota; Sordariomycetes; Hypocreales; Nectriaceae.
AUGAAGACCCUAUUCGCCCUGUUCAUCCCCAUAGCAGAAACCAAGCUUCUGAUGUUCAUCAAGAAGCAUAAACUUCACCACCAGAUGGAUUUUUGGGAUGAUGGGUUUCGAUUGACGAUACCAUUGGACAACAAGAGACCGCAAAAGGCACUGGCAGACCUGGCUGCGGAAAUGGAACUUGGAGGAUUGGAUAAGUACUACGAAUUUGUGGCGUAUAUUCCGACAGACAUUCCGGAUGAGUUCGAUCGAAGGGUGUGUAUCAUCGACUAG